Arachis duranensis is the source of this 485-nucleotide messenger RNA. RefSeq lists its product as uncharacterized. The record is from RefSeq and is a predicted model, not a curated record. NCBI's taxonomy places the organism in Eukaryota, Viridiplantae, Streptophyta, Magnoliopsida, Fabales, Fabaceae. The transcript has 2 exons. The coding region runs from base 98 to 406 and encodes 102 amino acids.
UGUGAGCUGCGACGGUGAGCUCACUAGACGGAGAUGAUGAGUGGCGGCGACGGCGAGAGACGAAGGAAGGUGAAGAAGAAAACCUCUGUGAAUUCGAAUGGCGGAGCUACUAUCCACAAACAAUUCAAUUCCACAUUCAAAGAUGAAGAAGUUCUUCACCAAAUUAAAAUCGUGCUACUGUCCACACCCAACUACUAAUAAGAAGAAGCUAUCGAAGUGUCCACCGUCCAGUGGCCGCAUCACAAAGGAUCGUCGUGACAGCAGCGUCGACCACAACGAGGUUAUUGUUACCAAACCACAAAAGAAACUCAAUGUGGUCUUACCCUCCGACGAUUACAAGAACAACAGGGAGUGGUGGAAGUCAAUGCCGAUCGCGGCUUUGGGGUUCGCUUUUUCCAUGUCUUGAGCUCCAGAUUCGUAUAAUGUUUAAGUGUUGUGAUGUGUUCGAAUCUGUGUCAAUAACUGAUAGUUAAAUUUUUAUGCUA